GAAGCCGGUGCAGGGACUAUUUAUAUAAUAUCAGAAAUAGAGUAAUACGAGUUACAUAUACUACUACAUACAGGAUAUAUGUAGUAAUAUAUGUACUGUAUAUUAGUACAUAUACUACUACAAACAGUAUAUAUGUAGUAAUAUAUGUACUGUAUAUUAGUACAUAUAUUACUACAUACAGUUUAUAUAUAGCGGCCUAGUGGUUGGUCGAGGUGACGGAUGGAAAAGUUCCGGAAACUGUUUGACCUGAACUUGUGAUUGGUCACAAUUGCAGAAUAAACGUUUCUCUCCCUCGUCCAAUCAGAACGCAGAUGUCUGAUGACAGAACAAAAGAGGCGGAAAAAGAAGAGGAAGUCACCUGUACGCCCCUCCCCCCUCCUCCGUCCUCCGUCGCCAUGGAGACGAUGAUGUCGCUGAGGAGGCGGGACCUGGUGUGCAUUGUGUGUUUUGGUAGCUAUGACCUAGCAACACGGUUGCCACGGCGCCUGCACUGUGGCCACGCCUUCUGCCAGGCAUGUCUGAAGAGACUGGACACCGUGAUCAACGAACAGGUUUGGAUCCCGUGUCCUCAGUGUCGACAGAACACGCCCCGGCCCAGAGGAGGCGCGGCCGGUCUGGACUUGGACUUGGCCUCCUUCCUGGGGGUGAAGGCCCAGACGACCUGCACCUCCUCCUGCUCCUCGUCCUCCUGGAGCUCCGGCCUCAGGGAGGGGGCGGCAGCUGGGGAGGCGGCCCGGGACGGGAAGCUCUGGCUGGGGAAGGAGGCGACUGACGACGGUUGGUCACACGGAGGUCUGGCGGAGCCGCGUUUCCAUCGCUAUGGCAACUGCUGCCCGCCGCUGUCCUAUUGGCUGUGCUGCUGGUGUUGCUGUCAGGGGCGGGGCUGACAGACGGGAGGGCUUAGAGGGACCAAUUAGAAUGAUGCUUUAGUUCCUCCACGUUGUUUUUUUCUGAUGGAUGUAAAUACUUUAUUUAAACAUACUAAACCCACAACAGAAAUAAUGAGAUUCAGAAACAUAUUUAUCAUCAUAUAUAAUAUAUAUUAUCAUUAUUAUAUCUGUACCAAUAACACUGUAAAAUAAAGUGUUAUCAGUGAAUAUAAAGAUCAGAAGUAAAUGUGAGUAAAAAACAUAAGAAAAUUCAUAACAGAGUCAUAAAGAAUGUUUUUUAUUCCUAAUCACAUAUUUGUCAAAAAGGAAAAAAAGGAACAAUUCAUAUUAAUGUUUCUUUUCAUAAACAUGUAGUUGAC
Messenger RNA from Scophthalmus maximus (turbot), 1249 nucleotides. It is a transcript of the gene rnf224, whose product is annotated as ring finger protein 224. The transcript is spliced from 2 exons. The record is from RefSeq and is a predicted model, not a curated record. The coding region runs from base 312 to 887 and encodes 191 amino acids. NCBI's taxonomy places the organism in Eukaryota, Metazoa, Chordata, Actinopteri, Pleuronectiformes, Scophthalmidae.